AUGGCCUUCUACUGUUCAGGAUGCAAUUCGAAAGCCCUUUCAUAUCAGGGGUACCAGACACAUCUACGCCUCAGUCAAAAUCCUGAAUGCCGCCGCCUCUACAAUCACUUAAACUCAUAUGUUCCAUCUGACUCAGACUCGGAUAAUGGUACAGAUGACUCGGAGGAAGAUGAACAGAACCCAGUGGCGUUUGAGGGUGACUAUUUUAGUCCAACAUACAUGCCAAAUGAUCUUGGACUGAGUUCGGAUGAAGGGGAUGGUGAUAUAGAGAAUAUGAUUGAGCAGACAGGGCUGGUCUCGGAGGUGGAUUUCAAAUCUGACGAAGAAGUUUUGGACAUAUCAGCACCACAGACACCGAGGCAAGCCAUAGAUGAAAGACUACGGAAGGAGAUCUUUGUUGAAAAAUUCCCGUCUACUCUUGCCAGGGCAGCUGUACAUCAGCGCUGCAACGGUGACACUUAUUAUGGGGCAAAUGUUGCAGGCUCGACAGAGAAUCCUUAUGCACCUUGUACCUCAAAACUAGAAUGGGAGUUUGUGAGGUGGGCAAAGUUACGUGGACCAGGAGCAACUGCAUUGACAGAGUUGCUACAGAUUGAAGGUUUUUGCGAGUGUCUUGGCCUUUCAUUUUCAACCAGCAAGGAACUCAAUAAACUUAUUGACUCUCUCCCUGAACGUCCAUGUUUUCAUCGAGAAGAGGUCACUAUUGCUGGACAAUCAUUUGAAUUUUUCUACCGAGAUAUUCAAGAAUGUAUCAAGGCACUUUGGAGUGAUCCAGAGUUCACUCCCUACCUCGUUUUUGCACCUGAACGUCACUACAAAGACCAAACAAAGACAACUCGGCUGUACCAUGAUAUGCACACAGGGAAUUGGUGGUGGGAGAAGCAGGAGGAGUUUGAGAAGUGUCAUCCAGGUGCUACCAUUAUUCCCAUCAUUAUCUCCUCUGACAAAAUGCAAGUGACACUUUUCCGAAACAAGACCGCCUAUCCAGUAUACAUGACUAUUGGAAAUCUACCAAAGUUCAUUCGAUGGAAGCCAUCUUGA
Messenger RNA from Marasmius oreades (fairy-ring Marasmius), 1041 nucleotides. RefSeq lists its product as uncharacterized. The record is from RefSeq and is a predicted model, not a curated record. NCBI's taxonomy places the organism in Eukaryota, Fungi, Basidiomycota, Agaricomycetes, Agaricales, Marasmiaceae. The coding region runs from base 1 to 1041 and encodes 346 amino acids. The transcript has 4 exons.